Messenger RNA from Labeo rohita (rohu), 3307 nucleotides. RefSeq names its product elaC ribonuclease Z 2 (gene elac2). Gene Ontology annotation, cellular component: mitochondrion. The transcript is spliced from 24 exons. NCBI's taxonomy places the organism in Eukaryota, Metazoa, Chordata, Actinopteri, Cypriniformes, Cyprinidae. Bases 139 to 2661 code for a protein of 840 amino acids. Gene Ontology annotation, molecular function: 3'-tRNA processing endoribonuclease activity. Gene Ontology annotation, biological process: mitochondrial tRNA 3'-end processing. The record is from RefSeq and is a predicted model, not a curated record.
UCAAGCAUCAACACACACGUGAGUCCUCCAAACCGCUGUUCUCUACACAAACUAACAGGACAUCGGCUGUGAUAUUGGGGUUUGCUGAGCAGAUAGUCGCUCUGAUGAGCCGCUCCUCGUAGCCGCUGCGUGUUUAUUAUGCUCGCGCGUCUCCGCUGCUCUUUCUUCGCACGCAGAGCGCUCGGAGUCGGUAAAGAGCUUGUGCCGCAGGGACCCGUCAGACUGAUGGAGACUCACUCCUGCCGGAAGAGCAGACCUGUCAAAGACACACUGCGCCAUGUGAAGAUGAAGGAGAACCGCAGGCAGGGCGAGCUGCACGGGCCCUCCACCGUGUAUGUGCAGGUGGUCGGCGCCGGGAGUCGAGAUAACGGCGCCUCGCUGUAUGUCUUCUCCGAGUAUAACAGGUAUCUGUUUAACUGUGGUGAAGGAACACAGAGACUGAUGCAGGAACACAAAAUAAAAAUUGCGCGCUUGGACAACAUCUUCCUCACAAGGAUGAGCUGGGAGACGGUCGGUGGUUUAUCAGGGAUGAUCCUGACCCUCAAAGACACUGGAGUCCCUCAGUGUGUCCUGUCAGGACCACCACAGUUGGAGAAAUAUUUACAAGCCAUACGGGUGUUUUCAGGACAGCUGGAAGACAUUAAACUAGCUGUCAGACCUUAUACAGAACCUCAAUAUAAAGACGACACAAUGACCGUCAGUCAAGUUCCUCUGUUCUCUGAGCGUAAGGCCGAGGCAGGCAGCCAUUCCCCAGGCUCUGGGUGCAGCAGCAGUCAUAACAGCUAUCAGAAGGGGGCACUGGAAGACAGUCAGAGUUUCAGCACCAGCAGAAGAUCAGCCAGUCCAGAAGGCAAAGACAAAAUGACCAGAGAUUCAUCUCUUGUGGUGGCUUACGUGUGUAAGUUACACUCAAAGAAAGGGAACUUCAUGGCACUGAAAGCCAAAGAGAUGGGCCUGCCAGUAGGAACAGCAGCCAUUGGACCCAUAAUCGAAGCUUUGAAAGCUGGAAAAACUGUGACGCAUGAUGGAAAAGAGAUCAGACCUGAAGAGCUGUGCACACCGGCUGAUCCCGGACCUGUUUUCAUAGUGGUCGACUGUCCAUCAGAGGACUUCAUACAGCCACUCUGCACCAAUCACGUCUUACAAAGGUAUCAGACCGGCGGAUCUGAGGAUUCGGCGGCUCUCGUCGUUCACAUGACGCCUGAAUCAGUGCUGGACACGGAUGAGUACAAGAGCUGGAUGGAGAGGUUUCCCAGCAGCACUGAGCAUCUGGUGAUGAAUGAGCAGACGUUCACGCCACACAACACACGCAGUCACAAACUCCAGACACAGCUCAACCUCAUCCACCCCGAGAUCUUCCCUCCGCUCAAACUCUACAAGACCAAAGAGCCACGGGCUUCUCUCCAUGUUCCUAACGUCAGAGCCGAGUGUCUGAUGAAGUUUCAGCUUCGGCCCAAACUGGAGUGGCAAAGAGAUGCCAUCCCAUCUUGCGACUCCGAGGAGUUUGUGAAGGAAGCAGCUGAAGUGCCAAACUUCUUAGAGGAAGUUGAGGAAUGCAGGAAGUUCCAGGCGGCUGCGUCUGUCUCCACGUCUGGUGAGAAGUUUCCUGAGAUCGUGUUUUUGGGCACCGGCUCAUCUCUACCGAUGAAGAUCAGAAAUGUCAGUGGAACUUUAGUAAACAUCAGCUCAUCUCAGUCGCUGCUGUUGGAUUGUGGGGAGGGAACGUUCGGCCAGUUGUGUCGUCAUUAUGGCAAUGACGUCGACGAGAUCCUCUCCAGACUCUCCACCAUCUUUGUGUCGCACCUUCAUGCAGAUCAUCACACGGGUUUGAUUCAUUUAUUAUUGGAGCGAGAGCGAGCUCUGAACAGUCUAGGUAAAGCGUUCAGUCCCGUGUACCUGAUCGCUCCCGUACAGAUCAUGACAUGGUUGAACCAGUAUCACGAUCACUGCCAGCAGAUCCUCAGCCAGAUCAAUAUUAUCCCAUCAAAGUUUUUGUUUGAUGGUGCUGAGAUCCCCAAAGUCAAGACCAAAUCCUUAAUUCAGGCUGUUCUGAAGAAGAAUGACCUUGCUAAGUUUCAGACGUGUUAUGUUCGUCACUGUAAGAACGCGUUUGCCUGCAGUUUGACACAUCAGUCUGGUUGGCAGCUUGUGUUCUCUGGAGACACCAUGCCCUGCGACGCCGUCGUUGAUAUAGGCAAGAAUGCAACACUUUUGAUUCAUGAAGCCACACUGGAGGACGGGAUGGAAGAAGAAGCGUGCGAGAAGAGACACAGCACCACGUCUCAGGCUAUCGGGAUUGGGAUGAAGAUGAACGCUGAAUUCAUCGUGUUGAAUCACUUCAGUCAGCGGUACGCCAAGAUCCCUCUCUUCAGCGAUGACUUCAACAGCAAAGUGGGGAUCUCCUUCGACCACAUGAGGAUCCGAUUUGGAGAUUUCCCAAUGCUUCCCCGGCUCAUUCGGCCUCUGAAGGCAUUGUUUGCGGAGGAGAUUGAAGAGAUGGAGGAGAGGAGGGAAAGGAGAGAGAUGAAGAAAACUACUGAGGCUCCGUCUAACGGAGAGUCCGGAACGAGUCGACAACCUAAUGAGAUGGGCAAAGGUGCCAAGAGAGAGCAAGACGACCUCAACCAGGAAGCAGCCACCAAACGACUAAAGACAAACUGAUGGGCAGCCAAUCAGGGUGAAGGUUAGAUCAGCCCAACCAAUCAGAAGGCAGGCUGGGGAAAAACUGAAGAAAUGGGUUAUGAACGUAAAAUGUAUAUCAUAAAAUCCAUGUUGGGUAGAAGUCUGCAGAGUCCAACUGGUAAAGGUGAGAUUAAAGCAGCUGGAGAUUAAUCUGAGUUUCAAGCGAGCUCUGAAAUACAGCAUAUUGGUUUCUAGCUGGGAUCAGAUCUGGAGUCAGUCCCACUGCGAUCAAUUUGACUAAAGCUGUAGGUUUAACUAAAGUGAUGGUGGGAAAGUACACUACCUUAAACCUUUGAAUGUUUGCCAUUUUAAUUUCAGCCUUCCAACCUCUUUGAACCUGAAACAUUUCAGCACUUAAGGAAGAUGUUAGUUUUGGCAUUUUUAUUUGAGAGUGAUUCAAAAUAUCAGUUUAGUUUGAAUCAGAUAGGUUUUUUUGCAAGUAAACUGAGUGCAGUGGUGUGUGGAAAAAAGCACUUGUACAUUUCUGUAUGUAAUAUUUUAUUUUAUGUCUAUGAAAUGGUUGAUCAGCUUAGGCUUUUCUAAUUAUUUUAGGGAAAUAAACAUAAACCUGGAUAACUGUUUGUCAUUAUUAUAAUUAUUUAUAUUAAUCCUCCUUGCCAAAUUU